CCUCCUUUCACCAGAUCCUCACUUUGCAGCUCACCCUGCACACCUGCCUCAGUAACCACCGGGAUUUCUAAUUUACAACAUACACAUCUCUGCUGCACCUGUCACAUUACUGCACUAAUUCCCUUCUUUUAGGGUAUGGUUUGAGGUUGUGAGGCGCUGGACACUGGUCUUUAGUUCAUCAGGACUAGGUAGAUAAGUGCCCUAUUGAAGAAUGCCAAGCAACCAAAUGAAGCUGAGCUCCUCAAGUAUGGAGUCCGAGUUCUCCAGUCGCCGAAUGAGUGACUUUGAAAGGAGUGGAAGUUUUGACAGUCAGGGCAGUCGCUCCAGAUCCAGAAGUUCAAACCUGGAUGAUGAAAACCUCAAAUACCUAACGAACGAGGAGAAGAAUGCUCUCUUGUUUUUUGAAGAAACUUUAGAUGCUUUUGAAGAUGACAUAGAAGAGCCACAGAUUUCCUCAGAUACAAGUUUUGGCUUUUGUUCUCCUAAAUCAGCAGAAGAAAGUCAGUCUGAGUCUGAAGAUAUCAUCGAUUUAGUGCAGCUUGAUAAAAGUCAAGUGGAUGAGUACGUGCUACCAGAUUUAGUCAUUGGAUCAGAAAUUGGCAGAAAAACCACCCAGACAGAGACUGAGUCUGUCUAUUCUACAAGUCUGACUAUGGUCCUUCCAGAAGACGACUACACAAAACCUACUUCAGAAUUGCCAUCAGAGUCCCGGAAAUUUCUCGGUGCAGUCCCAACUCCUGUGAUAAUUGCUCAAAAGAUUUCAGAAAAAAAAGCAGAGAAUGCAAAUCUUUCACCCUUGUCCCCAAAGGAAGGGAAUUCAGGGGAAUUAAAAAGGAGUGUUGCAACUUCACCUAUCAGUGAGGACUACUUCAGAUUCCCUGGUCGAUUUCCAAAUAACAUAAAUAUUAAGCAAGUUGGGAAACAAUAUAACAAAACUAUUGCCAAAGCAGCGGUCAAUGUUCAAGAGCGCAAGGCUCAAGUAUUGGCCAAUCUAACUGGACCUGCUUUAUAUGCUGAUGAGAUGGACAAUAAAGGUCAUCGUGAACAGUUAAGUCGGUCUAGGAGCUCAUCAUUUCGGGAUAUGAGUACUGAACAAACCAGGUAUGAGGCUUUGACCAAACUUGGUUUGGUUAAAGAAACUCCAGCUCAGACUAAAGCUGUUGGGGAAACCUCUCCUAUCACAAAUGGUCACCAUCCUCCAAAUUUCCUAUCACCAGAAUCUCCCAGGAAAUAUUCUAAUGAACCUGAAAGCAUCAGUAGUUUAUUAAAGCAUGAACCUAGUCAAUUUGUUCCUUUGGGGAAAACUGUGGUUUUCAAAGGUGAUGAAGUAUGUGCUGCAGAGAAGAGCAAGCGCCAUAGCGCUCCUCAAAGCAUUCAGGAGCAGAAACAACCAAACCUUCAUCAGGAUAUCAAAAGGACUUUCUCAAUGCCAAGACCAACUGGCUUUCGGCCCCAGGGGAUUACAGUGCAAUUUUCAGGACGUGAUGCCUCAGAGGAAUCUAAAAAAGAUGCUCUGCGGAGAUUGGGCCUAUUGAAGAAGUCAUUCUAACACGUUUCCACGUGUAGGACAAUGGUAUUGCCAUAUGGAGAACAAGCUAAACAGGAUUAUUCUGUGUACAGUUGUCAGGAAAAGGAAGCCAUACUGUUUCUAUGAAUCAGAGAUCACAAAUUAUUAUUAUGUACAGCUUUUACAGGAUUUGCCCAACCACCUUGUUAACCUACAAUGCUUGUACAUUGUCACCAAAUAUAUUGCUGAAUUACCACAAAGGAUUUUACUUUUUCUAAAGCAUUCACAACAAUAUUGUUCUAUAAAAUUGUAUAGAUUUAAUUAUUGUCCUGAGUAUGGAUUAUUUAACCAUUAUAUAUCAAUUCUGAGGAACCAGCUUUACACUUUUAUAUAAACCUGUCUAGCUUGUAAAUCGAUAUUUGUAACAUGAUAAAAACAAAGUAAAAGUAUACUAUUUAAUACAUGUAAAAAGAAAUUGUCUUACAAA
Molecule: messenger RNA, 1994 nt
Organism: Bombina bombina (fire-bellied toad)
Lineage: Eukaryota; Metazoa; Chordata; Amphibia; Anura; Bombinatoridae
Gene: PROSER2
Product: proline and serine rich 2
Exons: 4
Coding region: 212-1549 (445 amino acids)
Source: RefSeq, a predicted model, not a curated record